CAUUAUCCUUGGUUAUUUCAAAUAUUAUCUUGAUGUUAUCUGUAACUCUUCUGGCUCUCUGCAUUUAGUCUUAUUUAGAAAACACCCAACCAUGAACUUGAUUUCUACUUUCACUCCAUCCAAACAGCCGAAUCCUAAAAUAUGAAGCUGAUUUAUUUCAAAACAAAGGAAGUCAAUUACAUUAAAGACUUCUUAUAAGUACCCCUGGAGGAAAGGGAGUGAGACAGAGUGUCCAGAGCAAAACCAGAUGUACAGCCAUUAAUUUCCAUCCUGGAGAAAAAGGGUCACUCAAAAUGAAGCUUCUAUCAUGGGCCUGCGUCUUGUGUGUUGCUUUUACAAAGGAUUACAGUGGCAAUCGUUACCUACUUAACCCAUCUCUGAGUAUUCCUUAUCCCAUGUCAGGCACUGAUUCUGCUCCUUCUUUUCGUCCUUCAGAGAAUAAAGUCCCCCAUUACCCUGGGAAUCCUGACCCUCAUACUGAGGUGCCCUCAUUUCCCUGGAUUCUCACCUCUCCCUCUCCCGGAGCCCCCUUCUACCACACUUGUAAUUUCCCUGUAACUGCUUGGCCGAUCUCCUCUCCUCCUCCUCAGGAAUCUUCCCAUGUUGUCCCUAACUCACAUAGACCUGAAGGACCUUCCUUCUCACCCAAUGCUCCCCUGUCCCCCUACUGCCGACCCUUCUGUAGCUACACCUCAUGUAGCCACAAGUACUACGCCACCUCCACACCUAGAGACUGUUGCAGUGGAGCCUGGGCCGAUUGAGCCUGAUGACGCCGAGCCCGUUGCCCCAGAACCUCAGCCGCCUUCUUCUGCCUAGGU
This is a messenger RNA of Hyaena hyaena (striped hyena), 818 nucleotides long. It is a transcript of the gene PRR27, whose product is annotated as proline rich 27. Lineage: Eukaryota; Metazoa; Chordata; Mammalia; Carnivora; Hyaenidae. Bases 294 to 761 code for a protein of 155 amino acids. The transcript has 4 exons. The record is from RefSeq and is a predicted model, not a curated record. Gene Ontology annotation, cellular component: extracellular exosome.